This is a messenger RNA of Anopheles stephensi (Asian malaria mosquito), 1674 nucleotides long. RefSeq names its product trypsin-1-like. The transcript is spliced from 4 exons. Gene Ontology annotation, biological process: proteolysis. Gene Ontology annotation, molecular function: serine-type endopeptidase activity. Bases 588 to 1604 code for a protein of 338 amino acids. Lineage: Eukaryota; Metazoa; Arthropoda; Insecta; Diptera; Culicidae. The record is from RefSeq and is a predicted model, not a curated record.
UACUUUCGAAAUGGGCCGCAAGCUUCCACUCGCCAAACGACCUGGAAGCCCCACAAACCUGCCAAACCCAUCUGGAGCAAGUGGCCGGGAGACUGAAUCAUCUGAUGUGUGCCAGAAGGGCUCUCCUAUCUCAGCUGUCUCGCGCAACCCGUCCGGGGCGCCAAGAUGUGGUCAGGUGUGGCGAGAUCCGCUCGGCAGCGUUUAGUUGUGUACGAUCGUGCGUCGCGACUAGAGCGCGAUCGCCACACCGGUAGCCGGUUAGCCUGUUUCUCUCGCGUCAAACCCAACGCUACGAAGCUGGUCAAAAUCAAAGUCGAAAUCGCUAGCUAGAGCCAGUUUGAACCGUCAAUCGUCACGAGGACGACAUCAAGCAACACACUCGCGUGACGCUCACUUUAUAUGCAAAGUACAUAUUGCCCGGACAGUGCAUUCCGCAGUUCAAUUCGAAUCGUAGUGAGAGUCGUACCCGCCCUAGUACGAGCGAGCACUGUGGUCAAACAGUAACGGGCCACACUGCGAACCAGUCAGCAGGAUUCGCUGGACAGGCGAAAAGAAAGUUGAGCUCCGGCGAUCGGCUUCAAAAAGCGAUGCAGUGCGUUCAUGCACUUCUUUGUAGUGGCAUGCAGCUGUCAAUCCUGUUUCUGGUCGGCCUGUUCUUUCUCAGUGAGCCCACGGCUGCUGGACGUAUAGCUGAACAGAAGCAGGCGAUAGACUUCCCAGCUCAGAUCCAAACACAAAAGAAUAAUCCUUUCAUCGAAUGGCUGGCAGGACUGAUCGGCACUUCUACGCCACCGCCUCAAGAAAAUCUCACACCACCGGAAACCUGUCCAAUGUGCAAAUGUGGACGGACGAAUCGACUUACGCGUAUCGUCGGCGGACAGGAAACACAAGUCAACCAGUACCCAUGGAUGGCAAUGCUGAUGUACUCCGGCACGUUCUACUGUGGAGGAUCACUGAUCAGUGAUCGCCACGUACUAACCGCAGCUCACUGCGUGCACGGAUUCCAACGGAGCAAGAUCAGUGUCGUGCUGCUGGAACAUGAUCGCGUCUCAACGACCGAAACGAUGACUAUGACCUCCCAAGUGUUGCGCAUCAUCGAACAUAAUGGGUACAACUCAAACAACUACAACAGUGACAUUGCCAUCCUUCGGUUGGCCACCACCAUGAACAUUGACGAUAAACUUAAGCCCGUGUGUUUGCCUACGCCGAAGAAACCUUUCUCCGGAUACGAUGGCAUCGUGACGGGGUGGGGUGCAACAUCGGAAAACGGCGCCAUCUCCACCAAUCUGCAGGAAGUAACGGUUCCGAUCAUGUCGAAUGCCGAUUGCCGAAAGACGGGCUACGGGCCUACGCGCAUCACGGACAAUAUGCUGUGUGCCGGAUUUAAGGAGGGAAAGAAGGAUUCCUGCCAGGGUGAUAGCGGAGGUCCGCUGCACGUGAUCAAACAGAACAGCACGGACAAUGUGCACCAGAUUGCGGGCAUCGUGUCGUGGGGUGAGGGUUGUGCCAAACCCAACUAUCCGGGCGUGUACACGAGAGUGAACCGGUUCGGGACGUGGAUUAAAUCCAACACGGUCGAUGGGUGCUACUGCAGUGAAGAGUAGGCAACAACUAGACUGAUCAUGCGUCUAAUUUAACCCCAUUUAAAACAUGAAUAAAUGUAAGAAACUCAAA